Hypanus sabinus (Atlantic stingray) is the source of this 879-nucleotide messenger RNA. RefSeq lists its product as uncharacterized. Lineage: Eukaryota; Metazoa; Chordata; Chondrichthyes; Myliobatiformes; Dasyatidae. The transcript is spliced from 2 exons. The record is from RefSeq and is a predicted model, not a curated record. Bases 1 to 879 code for a protein of 292 amino acids.
AUGACUAAAAACUACAUUUUAAAAAGGCCUCACCUUGUCUACGUGGCGAGACCUCCCCUUCUCUACGUGGCGAGGCCUCCCCUUCUCUACGUGGCGAGGCCACCCCUUCUCUACGUGGCCAGGCCUCCCCUUCUCUACGUGGCGAGGCCUCCCCUUGUCUACGUGGCGAGGCCUCCCCUUCUCUACGUGGCCAGGCCUCCCCUUCUCUAUGUGGCCAGGCCUCCCCUUCUCUACGUGGCGACGCCUCCCCUUCUCUACGUGGCCAGGCCUCCCCUUCUCUACGUGGCCAGGCCUCCCCUUCUCUACGUGGCGACGCCUCCCCUUCUCUAUGUGGCCAGGCCUCCCCUUGUCUACGUGGCCAGGCCUCCCCGUGUCUACGUGGCCAGGCCUCCCCUUCCCUACGUGGCCAGGCCUCCCCUUCCCUACGUGGCCAGGCCUCCCCUUCCCUACGUGGCGACGCCUCCUCUUCUCUACGUGGCCAGGCCUCCCCUUGUCUACAUGGCCAGGCCUCCCCGUGUCUACGUGGCGAGGCCUCCCCUUCCCUACGUGGCGAGGCCUCCCCUUCCCUACGUGGCGAGGCCUCCCCUUCUCUACGUGGCGAGGCCUCCCCUUCCCUACGUGGCGAGGCCUCCCCUUCACUACGUGGCGAGGCCUCCCCUUCUCUACGUGGCGAGGCCUCCCCUUCUCUACGUGGCGAGGUCUCCCCUUCUCUCCGUGGCGAGGCCUCCCCUUCUCUCCGUGGCGAGGCCUCCCCUUGUCUACGUGGCGAGGCCUCCCCUUGUCUACGUGGCAAGGCCUCCCCUUCUCUACGUGGCGAGGCCUCCUCCGGUCUAUCACUCAUUCCCUCUUGCUACUCGGACCCCUCUGCCACUUGACUGA